Molecule: messenger RNA, 1461 nt
Organism: Meleagris gallopavo (turkey)
Lineage: Eukaryota; Metazoa; Chordata; Aves; Galliformes; Phasianidae
Gene: KHDRBS3
Product: KH RNA binding domain containing, signal transduction associated 3
Biological process (GO): regulation of alternative mRNA splicing, via spliceosome
Cellular component (GO): nucleus
Molecular function (GO): mRNA binding
Source: RefSeq, a predicted model, not a curated record
UUACAGUUUAACUUUGUGGGAAAGCUUUUGGGUCCACGUGGCAAUUCUUUAAAGCGCUUGCAGGAAGAAACACUGACAAAAAUGUCUAUUUUGGGAAAAGGUUCAAUGAGGGAUAAGACAAAGGAGGAAGAAUUAAGAAAAAGUGGAGAGGCAAAAUACUUCCACCUAAAUGAUGACCUUCAUGUUUUAAUUGAAGUGUUUGCUCCACCAGCAGAAGCAUAUGCCAGAAUGGGGCAUGCAUUAGAAGAAAUCAAGAAGUUUCUCAUCCCUGACUACAAUGAUGAGAUCAGACAGGCGCAGCUUCAAGAGUUAACAUAUUUGAAUGGUGGUUCAGAGAAUGCAGAGGUUCCAGUAGUUCGUGGAAAGCCAUCCAUUCGAGCAAGAGGAGUACCGGUUCCUGCUUUGACCAGCAGGCUGUGUCUGGGAACAUCACUGCUCACCCCUGCCCCCACUUCAGUGAAGUCAAAUAAGCAUCUGGUACCCUGUCCUGAGGAGGCAUUCUACAGAUUAGCCAAAAACAAGGGCCGUGGAGGGGUGCCUCCACCACCUGCAGGAGUACCGAGAGGGGCACCAGCGCCCAGAGGAGUGCCUCCCAGUAGAGGACCAGUCAGUCGUAGCCGUGGACUUCUAGCACCCAGAGCGAGAGGAGUACCUCCACCUGCAGGCUACCGGCCUCUUCCACCACCUCCGGCACAGGAGACAUAUGGUGAAUAUGAGUACGAUGAUGGCUAUGGAACUGCUUAUGAUGAGCAAAGCUAUGAUUCGUAUGAUAACAGCUACAGUACUCAAGCACAAAGCGGAGCUGAUUACUAUGACUACGGCCAUGGAUUGAGUGAAGAAACAUAUGAAUCAUAUGGGCAAGAAGAAUGGACCAACUCAAGACACAAGGCGCCUUCGGCAAGGACGACAAAAGGAGUCUACAGAGACCAGCCAUAUGCCAGAUACUGAUUGUACUGUCUGAUGUUGUGAAAUAUCCAAUCUCCACCAGUCCUGUAUACUGUUCAAAGUAAUUUUUCUAUGAACAAUCCCUUUUUAUUAAAUCAAAGCGCUUAAAAAUCUGAAUGGAUGGACUGAGCUUAAAAUAUUUUGUUGAAAGAACAACCUGGACAGAAAGAUAUGUAAAACAAGGAACUUUGUUAUUUCCAAACUGUAUUUGAAAAAUAGGUGAUCAAAAAAAUAACCUUUGAUUAACUAGUGUUAAACUAGGUUUACUAAAUAUGUUAGUCCGUUCUUUUAACAUAAGCGUAACCUUUUAUUUUAAAGGUUUUCAACAACUUAGUUUUUAGUUUUUAUUUUCAGCCAUUUGCUAGUUUUUUUCUCUUUGCAAACAUGCGUAAAAAGGGAAGCAAAUUACAAAUGCAAAUAAUGUGGUAUUUUGUAACUCAAGUCUUGAAAUGUUCUGUAGUGUUAAGCAAAGUUUUACCCUUGCUUGAUACUAAAUAAACUUUUGAAAGAAAAUCA